Indicator indicator is the source of this 2304-nucleotide messenger RNA. It is a transcript of the gene NUP88, whose product is annotated as nucleoporin 88. The transcript is spliced from 17 exons. Lineage: Eukaryota; Metazoa; Chordata; Aves; Piciformes; Indicatoridae. The record is from RefSeq and is a predicted model, not a curated record. Gene Ontology annotation, cellular component: nuclear pore. Gene Ontology annotation, molecular function: structural constituent of nuclear pore. Gene Ontology annotation, biological process: mRNA export from nucleus; protein import into nucleus; ribosomal large subunit export from nucleus. The coding region runs from base 1 to 2175 and encodes 724 amino acids.
AUGGCGGGCGAGUGGGGCUCGGCCGAGCAGUGGCGAGCGGUCCUCCCGCAGCACGCCGUGCUCAGCCGCCUCCGCGACCGCGUCCCCACCACCACUGCCGCCACCACCCGGCCGCCGCUCAUCCGCAACCUCCUCCUCGGCCUCGAUGGGGAUCUGCUCCUCUGGGAUGGGGAGUGCAGUGCUCUCCACACCAUUGGCCUCCGCCGCCUCGGCGGGCCCGACCCCACGGGGCUCAGCCGGUACCAGACCCUUCUCUGCAUAGACCCUCCCCUGUUUGAGGUCUACCAGACACUGCUGAGCCCCACCCAGCAUCAUGUGGCUCUCAUCGGCACGAAGGGGCUCAUGGUGCUGCAGCUGCCCAAACGCUGGGGCAAGAACUCAGAGUUUGAAGGUGGGAGAUCCACAGUCAACUGUAGCACAAUUCCCAUUGCAGAAAGGUUCUUCACUAGCUCAACCUCUCUGACCCUGAAGCACGCUGCCUGGUAUCCCUGUGAGACACUAGAGCCCCACAUCGUGCUCCUGACCUCAGAUAACACUAUAAGGUUUUACAAUCUGAAGGUUCCUCAGAGCCCUGUCAAAGUGAUUGCCCUUUCAGACACUGAGGAGGAGACCUUUACAAUCAACAGAGGGAGAGCCUACACAGCGUCGCUGGGGGAGACUGCGGUCGCCUUUGACUUCGGGCCCCUGCUGCCGGUCCCAAAGAGUGUCCUGGGGCAGCGAGGGGGUGAAGAGGUGCUGGCAUACCCCCUGUACAUCCUCUAUGAGAAUGGAGAGACCUUCCUCACCUAUGUUAGCCUGCUUCAGAGCACCAGGAACCUGGGCAGGCUGCUGGGGCCCCUGCCCAUGCACCCCGCAGCAGAGGACAACUACGGCUACGACGCCUGCGCCGUGCUGUGCCUGCCCUGCCUGCCCAACAUCCUGGUGAUCGCCACGGAGGCCGGCGUGCUGUACCACUGCGUGGUGCUGGAUGGGGAGGAGGAGGAGGAGCAGUCAGAAAAGUCUUGGGACCCAAGAUCUGAUCUCAUCCCUUCCCUGUAUGUGUUUGAAUGUGUUGAGCUGGAGCUUGCACUGAAGCUGGCAUCAGGAGAUGAAGAAGAACCUUUGGAGUCUGAUUUCUCUUGCCCAAUCAAACUGCAUCGAGAUCCAAAGUGUCCCUCCAGAUACCACUGCACACACGAGGCAGGUGUGCACAGCGUGGGGCUGACCUGGAUUGAGAAACUGCACAAGUUCCUUGCCUCAGAUGAGGAAGACAAAGACAGUUUACAAGAGCUGGGAGCAGAGCAGAAGUGCUUUGUUGAACACAUUCUUUGUACCAAACCACUGCCCUGCAGGCAGCCUGCUCCCAUCAGAGGGUUCUGGAUUGUCUCUGACAUCCUGGGGCCCACCAUGAUCUGCAUCACCAACACCUAUGAGUGCAUCACGAGGCCACUCCUGAGCACAGUGCAUCCUGCAUCCCCUCCCCUGCUCUGCAGCAGGGAGGAUGAUGAUGUGGAUGCUUCCCCGCUCCGCAUCCUGGCUCAGUCCCAGCACUCCUUUGAGAAGCACAUCCGAGGGAUCCUGCAGCGCAGCUCUGCCAAUCCUCUGCUGCUCAAGUCUGCUGAUCCAGAUGCUGCUCCUCCCCCUGAAGAAUGCCUGCAGCUCCUUAGCAGGGCCACACAGGUGUUCAGAGAAGAAUACAUCCUGAAACAAGACCUGGCCAAGGAGGAAAUCCAGCAAAGAGUGAAGCUGUUGUGGGGACAGAAAAAGAAACAGUUGGAAGACCUCAAUUACUGUCGAGAGGAAAGGAAAAGCCUGCGGGAAAUGGCCGAGCGCUUGGCAGAUAAGUACGAGGAGGCCAAGGAGAAGCAAGAGGACAUCAUGAACAGGAUGAAGAAGGUGCUUCGGAGCUUACAUUCUCAGCUCCCUGUCCUGUCAGACACUGAGAAGGACAUGAAGAAGGAGCUGCAGACCAUCCAUGACCAGCUGCAGCACCUGAGCAACGCUCUCAGACAGGUUAAAAUGAAGAAGGAAUACCAGCAGAAGAAGAUGGAGAAGGGGACUGGCUCCCGGAAACCCAGCAUCACCCUCAGUGCCUACCAGAGCAAGUGCAUCCAAACCGUGCUGAAGGAAGAGGGAGAACACAUCAGGGAAAUGGUGAAGCAGAUCAAUGAUGUCAGAAGCCACAUCAACUUCUAAGCUGUCUCCCAUGAGGAACCUCCACCAGAAGGCUGGAGGAGCUUUAAUUUUCCCUGGUGCCUCCCCUUGUGUAUUUAGCACCACAGCUUUCACUUCCUGUUUUGUAAGGAGGAAGUCUUCAAUAAAAUA